Molecule: messenger RNA, 1147 nt
Organism: Cariama cristata (Red-legged seriema)
Lineage: Eukaryota; Metazoa; Chordata; Aves; Cariamiformes; Cariamidae
Gene: CCR6
Product: chemokine (C-C motif) receptor 6
Exons: 1
Biological process (GO): thymocyte migration; positive regulation of dendritic cell chemotaxis; chemotaxis
Cellular component (GO): membrane
Molecular function (GO): chemokine receptor activity
Source: RefSeq, a predicted model, not a curated record
ACGGAGACUCAUACCACAGAUUACCCGUAUUAUUCAGACUAUGCUUCUCUAAUCACACAACCUUGUUCUAAGUUGGAAGUCAGGAACUUCACAAAAGCGUUUCUGCCAGUUGCGUAUUCCUUGAUUUGUGUCAUCGGCCUAGUUGGUAACAUCUUUGUAGUGAUGACCUUUGCUUUAUAUGAAAGAACCAAGUCCAUGACGGAUGUGUACCUCUUCAACAUGGCCAUAGCAGACAUACUGUUUGUUCUCACUCUCCCACUGUGGGCAGUGAAUUAUGCUGCUGACAAAUGGAUUUUCGGUGAUUUCAUUUGCAAAAUGACCAGAGGCAUCUAUGCAAUCAACUUCAGCUGUGGCAUGCUGCUUUUGGCCUUUAUCAGUGUGGACCGCUACAUUGCUAUUGUACAGGCAACAAAGUCCUUUAAACUCAGGGCAAGAACGCUCGCCUAUAGUAAAUUCAUUUGUUUGGUUGUGUGGGUAUCAUCAAUUUUAAUCUCUAGUUCCUCUUUUCUAUACAGUGAGAGUUACAGCUUCUCCACCAAUGAAACCAAAGAGAUUUGUGAUCACAGAUUUGACAGAAUGUCUGAAAGCACAAUGUUGAAAUCACUGCUGCUGUGUCUACAAGUUGGAUUUGGAUUUUUUAUACCUUUCAUAUUCAUGAUCUUUUGCUACACGUUCAUUGUCAAAUCCUUACAACAAGCUCAGAAUUCCAAAAGAAACAAAGCAAUCCGUGUGAUCGUAUUAAUUGUAGCUGUUUUCCUAGUUUGCCAGGUACCUUAUAACAUUGUUCUUCUUGUGGCAGCCAUAAAUAUGGGCAAGAUAGACAAAUCUUGUGACAAUGACAACAUGAUGGCCUAUGCAAAAUACACCACUGAAGUCAUAGCAUUUUUACACUGUUGUGUGAACCCUGUGCUCUAUGCAUUUAUUGGGGUGAAGUUCAGAAGUUAUUUUGUGAAGAUAAUGAAGGACCUAUGGUGCAUGAGGUACAAGAAAUACAAUAAACGUAGUUCAAGGACAAACUCUGACAUUUAUCAUUCAAGACAGACUAGUGAAAUUCUGACUGACAAUGGAUCUUCUUUUACUAUAUAAUACAAGUUGAAAAACAUCAUUACUGAAGGACUCUUCUCACCGAGCAACCCAAACCAGUGUC